AUGGCGACGCCUGCAAUAGAUCCCACGUCGGGGACAUCUCCUCUUGCCCAGCCAGAAGCUCCACUCGCCUCAACGAACAUCUCCCCAGCUUUCGAUCCACAAAAGGUUACCGUUGUAUAUGUACUGGGAGGUCCUGGUUCCGGGAAGGGUACACAAUCCGCAAACCUGGUUCGAGAUUUCGGUUUUGUACAUCUCUCCGCAGGCGACUUAUUGAGAGAAGAGCAGAACACCGAGGGUAGCGAAUACGGCCAACUGAUCAAAGAUUAUAUCAAAGAGGGCUUAAUUGUGCCAAUGGAGAUCACAGUCAAGCUACUGGAAAAUGCCAUGCGAUCAAAACUAGGGAGCGACGGGACCGGGAAAUUCUUGAUUGAUGGAUUUCCUAGAAAAAUGGACCAAGCCAUCUUUUUCGAAGAGUCAGUCUGUCCCUCAAAGUGCACACUGUUUCUCGACUGCCCCGAAGAGGUCAUGAGAGAACGUUUAUUGAACAGAGGAAAGACGAGUGGACGGGCAGAUGACAACGAGGAAAGCAUAAUCAAGAGAUUCCGGACAUUUGUUGAAACGAGCAUGCCGGUGGUGGACAUGUUUGAGAAGGAGGGCAGAGUCGUUAAAGUCUCGUCAGUUGGGUUGGUCAAGGAUGUCUACGAGAAUGUGGUCAAGGGGCUAGGAAAGAUGGGCAUACAGCCUUCGAAAUGA
Molecule: messenger RNA, 693 nt
Organism: Fonsecaea nubica
Lineage: Eukaryota; Fungi; Ascomycota; Eurotiomycetes; Chaetothyriales; Herpotrichiellaceae
Exons: 1
Coding region: 1-693 (230 amino acids)
Biological process (GO): 'de novo' pyrimidine nucleobase biosynthetic process; UDP biosynthetic process; CDP biosynthetic process
Cellular component (GO): nucleus; cytoplasm
Molecular function (GO): UMP kinase activity; ATP binding
Source: RefSeq, a predicted model, not a curated record